Molecule: messenger RNA, 396 nt
Organism: Closterium sp. Naga37s-1
Lineage: Eukaryota; Viridiplantae; Streptophyta; Zygnematophyceae; Desmidiales; Closteriaceae
Source: the annotation of a GenBank genome assembly
AUGGCGGACGCGUUUGGCUCUACCAGCGAUGACGGGGUGCCGUUGACCAAGCUGGAGAUUGCCACGCAUCUCACCUGCUUCUCCUACACCCCCCAAUCACAGACUAACGCCCGCUGUCCUCCUUCCCACAUCCUUCUCAUAAACGCACUCUCCGCCCCUCGCCAACACCAACCUUUGGCUCACCGACUUCGCACUCCUACAACACCCUCUGCACCUGCUUCUCCUGCACCAAUUUAUGCUCCACCGACUCCCACCCCCACAACGCGGGUGCACUAUUCACCCCAGCAGAGGCUGCAGGCGAAGGUGAGCGAGGCUGCUGGGUGCGCCGUGGCAGUUAUCUUUCUCAAGGGCGAGUGGGGGGAGAAGCAGGUGCGUUGUGCCAAGGAAGUGGGCUGA